UCCGUUGUUUCUAGGUCUUCCACCUCCUCUCUCCGCCGCCGUCACCCACUCCACUGCUCCGGCGAGGAACCGCUCGCCCAGCCGGCGACCAUGGCGGAGGCCGCGAGCGCAGAAGAGGCCGCGCCUCUCCACCCCGGCCUCCCGGAUGAGAUCUUCAUCUGGGAAGUCCUCGUCCGCCUGCCCCCCAAAGCCCUCCUCCGCUGCCGCACAGUCUGCCGCGCCUGGCGCCGCGCCACCUCCGCCCGCGACUUCCUCCUCGCCCACCACGCCCUCCAGCCCGCCCUUCCCCUCCUGUACGUCCACAACUAUGUCGGCGACAACAUCGAGUCCCUAGACAUCGUCCCCUUCGACCGCCGGGCAGGGGUCGCGGCCGACGACCAGCUCCGGCCAGUCGCGCGACUCGGCCAGGGCCCCUUCCGUGCGAUCGCCUCCUGCGACGGCCUCCUCGUCUUCUCCAACGACUGCCGCUUCUCCCUCUGCAACCCGGCGACUCGUCAGUAUGCUCGCCUCCCGGUGCCUCCUGGCUUCGUGCCCCUGGGGAUGUACUCGCACAGCCCAACCGGCAAGUACCGGCUAUUGCUGUACAAGCUCUCCACUGGACCGGCGCCUGACGCUCAAGGUGGCUCCUACGUGUUGGUAUUAGGCUCCGGCCAGCCGCCACGGUGCAUAGGGUGCCCUGAUGCUAGGGAACUGGUAUUCAGCCCAUCCGUCCUGUUCCGUGGUGGCCUGCAUUGGCACAGAGAGCAGAAUGAGAGGAUAGUGGUAUUCGACACCACCACUGAGUUGUUUCGGCACAUGUGCGUUCCGGUUGUUUCUCGCUGCACUAACCUGUUUGAGAUGGAUGGAAUGCUCGGCGUGUCCAGCUUUAAUUAUGCAGCGGCAACCAUUGAUAUAUGGAUGGCGCAGGACUAUGAGAGCGAGGUCUGGUCUAACAAACACCACGUUGAGUUGCCGGUUGCAGAGCUCACCAUGCGCUUUGGAAGGUUUAACAGACAUGGGUUUGGGGUAGUCGCUUCUUCGGAUGGUCAUUUGCUCAUGCUGCUCAAAUUUAGCGACUGGCUACUUCAGGUUGAUAUGGAUGGCAAGUUGGUCGCUAGUUUCCAUUGCAAAGACCUUGCUUAUACUCGAUUUUGGCUCAAACAAACUUUAGUUUCGCAUACCUUCUUUCCGACACUAGAGCAUUAUGUUGUGAACGCUUCGCCUUUUAUAUGAUCUAAUAGCUUUGAGUGAUGCGGUGCUUCUGAA
This is a messenger RNA of Triticum dicoccoides, 1245 nucleotides long. RefSeq names its product F-box protein At5g49610-like. NCBI's taxonomy places the organism in Eukaryota, Viridiplantae, Streptophyta, Magnoliopsida, Poales, Poaceae. Gene Ontology annotation, molecular function: protein binding. The record is from RefSeq and is a predicted model, not a curated record. Bases 91 to 1212 code for a protein of 373 amino acids. The transcript has a single exon.